AUGGCCUGCCAGAAGAGGCCCUCAGGCCACCUUGUGUCUGUGCUCAGUGGGGCUGAGGGAUCCUUCGUGGCCUCCCUGGUGAAGAACAACUUGAAAACCCUCUCAGACGUCUGGAUUGGGCUCCAUGACCCCACAGAGGGCUCUGAGCCCAAUGCCAGUGGAUGGGAGUGGAGUAGCACUGAUGUGCUCAAUUACGUUGCCUGGGAGAGAAAUCCAGCCACCGUCUCAAACCCAGGCUACUGUGGGAGCCUGUCCAGAAGCUCAGGGUAUCUGAGGUGGAGAGAUUAUAACUGUUAUGUGAACUUACCCUAUGUCUGCAAGUUCAAGGACUAAGUCAGAUGGGAAGUCAGUAGCCUGAGUCUGGUGUGCAGCUCAUCAUGGACUUGGAACCAAGUAUGAAGACCCAUCCCGGAAAGGGAAAUCCUCCCCACACCCCCAACCUGACCACCUCAUUCUGGCCUUCCCUGUCUCUCAGCCUCAUUUCAGGCAUUUGUGUGUGUGUG
Molecule: messenger RNA, 503 nt
Organism: Balaenoptera musculus (blue whale)
Lineage: Eukaryota; Metazoa; Chordata; Mammalia; Artiodactyla; Balaenopteridae
Product: lithostathine-like
Exons: 3
Coding region: 1-333 (110 amino acids)
Biological process (GO): response to peptide hormone; positive regulation of cell population proliferation; venom-mediated disruption of cell wall in another organism
Molecular function (GO): signaling receptor activity; oligosaccharide binding; peptidoglycan binding
Source: RefSeq, a predicted model, not a curated record